GACCUUCGCCUUCCGGCAUCCUGGCUGCGCGGCUCCGCCCUCGGCUCUGCACCGCCUUGGGCCACCGGACUAGAGAAUGGCUGUGCUUAAUCAGAUGUCUGUCUUGGAUAUGAUUAAAGCGUUCAGAAGGAAUUGGCGUGGUCUUUGUAACUCUGAAAGAACUACUUUAUGUGGUCCAGACGCCAUGCUUUUGGCACUGCAGCUUUCCAUGGCAGAAAACAACAAACAGCACAAUGGAGAAUUUACAGUCUGCCUCAGUGAUGUCUUACUGACAUGGAAAUACUUCUUACAUGAGAAACUGAACUUGCCCAUUGAGAGUAUGAAAGUGGUUGACCACUAUGAAGACAUUAAGAAAACAUAUGAUGAUUUCUUGAAGAAUAGUAAUAUGCUAGAUCUGAUUGAUGUUUAUAAAAAAUGUAGCAUCUUGACCUCUACUUGUGAGAAUAACAUGAUAACCUCUAUUCAGCUACGGGAUUUUCUGUCUGGCUCAGAGCUUGCGGUAAAUGAUGAAACUAAUGCUCAUAUACCAGCAUCACCAGUGAAAUGCACCCAGAACGAUGAACAGGUACGGCUAUUGGCAAAGAGAAUUUUCUUUUCCUAUUUGAGCCUGCUGGUGAAUUCCAAGAAUGACCUGGCUCUGGCUCAUAUUCUCAACAUCCCUGACCGAGGACUGGGGAGAGCGGCCUUCACCAGCCUGAAGCAUGCUGCUCGAGAGAAACAGUUGUCUAUGUUUUUGAUGGCCACAUCAUUUAUUAGAACAGUAGAGCUUGGAGGCAAAGGGUAUGCACCCUCGCCGGCAGAUCCUUUGUGGGCGCAUGCAAAAGGGCUGUCUGACUUUAUUCAUUUCAUUGACAAGUUAGAUGAAAUUCUCAGCGAGAUACCAAGUCCAAGCCUUGCAGGGGGUCGGAUAUUAUCAGUGAUAAAGAUGCAGCUGAUCAAAGGCCACAGCAGUGAGGAUCCUUUUUAUAAAGCAGUAGAGGAAGUUGUUCAGGAUUUGAAUUUGAGGAUUAAAAAUAUUAUCAGUUCUCAAGAAGAUGUAGCUGUCAGCUCCACCAGCCUCAGUCCUGCACUGCCAAAAUCUUUUGCCAUAAACCAUGACACCGCAUACUGUGGCAGAGAUGCUGUGAAAAUUUUACUGGUUCUCUUGGAUGAAGAUGCAGCUAGUGCCCCCACCAGAAACAGAGCAGAGCUGUUACAUAAUGACGGAAGUACAGUUCCUCACCAUGGACCUUCUCUCCUUACACUCUUUAGAUCUCCUACACAAGUGAAUAAUACAUCAAUUAAACCCCUCAGAGAGAGAAUCCAUAAAUCAUUGCAAACAGAAAAAAAUAAGAUGAGGCAGACAUUAAUUAGAUCACAGUUUGCUUGUACUUAUAAGGAUGACUAUAUAAUGAGCAAGAAUAAAUGGAAUAUUAAUUUAUCAUCAAAGCCGUUGUGUGCUUCUCACUUGGAAAAUGAAGUCUCUGAGGGAGUACCUUCAUCUGUUGGAAGAGCAAGACUUGAAACAAGUUCUGAAAAUGUACAUCUGGACAGAAGUAGAGAUGACAAGAUAUUAAGAAAAUCUAUGGAAAAUAAAAUAUCAAAAAGGAAACAAAUAGAUUUUAACAGUGAGAAUAUUUGCUGUGAUGAUGGAAAUGAACCAUACCAGCAUAAAAAUGUUAAGAUUCCUAAAGUACCCAAUGACUCACACAAUAAAGCUGGUGGCAAACUAGUCAGAGGAGCAAAAGGCAACAGGUGUACUGCCAAGUACAAACUGAUACCUGGCCAGACCACAUUAAGUCAGUUUUUCAGGCUAUGAUUUUGUCAUCUGUGUGCUUCAGAUUUAGUGAGCUGUCUGAAAGGAUGACGUGGACCAGCAGCUGUCAGACUUGCCAGCAGGGCCGGUAGACUCUUCCCAGCAUGCACCUGAGCACUGAAAGGGAACAAACAAUGGCUAUAAUUACCACACAGAAUUAAGAAAAAUUAUAGACUUAUUAAUAAUGAACUCUGAAUAAAUCAAAUCACAAUUACUGAUUUUGAAAGAUUUUCUGUGUUGAUGGGGGUCCCCUACUAUCUGGUAGAACUGAGCUUACUUGAUUUUGUUAUGCUCAUACUCAUAUCCAAAUCAGUUUUGCUCAGAGCUCACGUUAUAGAACUAAUAUGUAGGAAUUAAGUUUUUAAAAGGCUACUCACUGUCAAA
This is a messenger RNA of Meriones unguiculatus (Mongolian gerbil), 2179 nucleotides long. It is a transcript of the gene Parpbp, whose product is annotated as PARP1 binding protein. The transcript is spliced from 12 exons. Gene Ontology annotation, biological process: negative regulation of double-strand break repair via homologous recombination. NCBI's taxonomy places the organism in Eukaryota, Metazoa, Chordata, Mammalia, Rodentia, Muridae. The coding region runs from base 77 to 1798 and encodes 573 amino acids. The record is from RefSeq and is a predicted model, not a curated record. Gene Ontology annotation, cellular component: chromatin.